Molecule: messenger RNA, 1610 nt
Organism: Polypterus senegalus (gray bichir)
Lineage: Eukaryota; Metazoa; Chordata; Cladistia; Polypteriformes; Polypteridae
Product: protein phosphatase 1 regulatory subunit 3C-B-like
Exons: 2
Coding region: 269-1255 (328 amino acids)
Biological process (GO): regulation of glycogen biosynthetic process
Cellular component (GO): protein phosphatase type 1 complex
Molecular function (GO): glycogen binding; protein phosphatase 1 binding
Source: RefSeq, a predicted model, not a curated record
AGUCAAAAGGCGCCGCUAGGUACUUACCUUAAUAAGGUAACUUGGAAUAGCGAGCGCCUCGGGUGUAGGUAGUAUUGAAGACGGUAACUAGUUAUAAUUUAAGUGGGGAGGGGGAUUAACGUCACGAGGUGUUUCAUUGGAUUAAAGAAGUCGUAAUUGAGGUGGAAGUGUUCCUACUUCUGCUCCUUGCCCCGGUUUAACCGAGGCGCUGUUGAACUUACGCAGCAACCCGACUGGUUCUCCUCCGUUGAUUUUAGUCUGAGAAGAGAUGAACUGUACAAAGGUCCUGCAAGUGUUUGGUGGUCGUCCCAUCUCCUCACCCGUGAUGCCCGUGGAUUUGGCCAUGCGGCUCUGCCUGAGCCAGUCCCCUCCCUUUUGCCGUUUCUUCAGCUCUUAUGAAGAGCUGCGAGGAAUGGGGGUCCCUUCGUUGAAACCGCUGCGACCCUGCCUGAACCCCAAAGUGAACCAGCAGCCACCGGAGUCUUUAUCAUGGGAGGACCAUCAGAAAGCACCUGAAAAUGAGAACUCUAAGAAGAAGAGGGUGGUCUUUGCCGACUCCAAGGGGCUCUCUCUGACAGCAGUACGCUUCUACUCGGAGAAGGAGGAGGACCGGUUUGACUUGCCACUGUCUCCAUCAGAUUUUUGGCUAGAUGACCACAAGCAGGACCUCGUAGAGAAGCCACCAAAGACCCUUAUUCUUGGAUUUUCUCCUCCCUCUGCUGAUUAUGUGGCCUUCCGUAGCCGGUUGCACCAGAAUUGUGUUGGCUUAGAGAGCUGCUCAAUUCACGAGCGCUCCAUCAACGGCACAGUGAAAGUACUCAACAUGUGCUUUGAGAAGGCCGUCUUCAUUCGCAUCACCUUUGACUCUUGGGGCAGCUUCCGUGACAUCCCUUGUGUUUACAUGCACCAUGGCUACGGUGGGGCCGAUACCGACACCUUCACUUUUGAUAUUGCUUUGCCAGAUCUGAACCCCAAAGAACGCAUUGAGUUCUGCAUUGCCUUCUCCGCUGGCCAGCAGAUCUUUUGGGACAAUAACGCUGGGCAGAAUUUCAAAGUGGUGUGGGCAGGCUCUGUUCCAGAAGCUAACUGCACUCGGAAUGUCCGGAAAGUGAAUCCUGUGGGUCAGGCUCUAGGUAAAGCAGGAAACAAGUUGAAGAAGCUGGAGCCCCUGGUUGGGUCCCGUGCUGCCUCGGAAUUCCUAUUACGCCAGCUCCAGCAGUGGAGCAAGAUUGGGAACGUCUCCCCCUACUGGUAAAAGGUGUAUAAUCUUCUACUUAAACUGCCUUCUGAACUGCUGCCGCCUUAACUGACUCAUUUCAGUCCUCUGAACUCUGGUGUUUGAUGGACUUGCACUGAACUGUAGCUGUGCUUUGAAUUUUAAAUGCAAAAAAAAUUGAAAAAAUAGCAGAAGAGAAGCUUUUCCCUCCGUUUCACAUGGACUAAAAAUUGACAUGAUCCAGUUUUCUCGGGCUCAAGUCGUAGAGUGUAAAUUUUUAAUAUUUAGCCCACAAUUGACUGCUGCUCUACUUUAAAUUGCAUAGAAAUAUUUUUUUAAGAAAAUACAGUAUUUAUAGUUUUUUAUGAAUAAAUAGUAUCAAAAUAAAAUCUGA